This is a messenger RNA of Uranotaenia lowii, 2195 nucleotides long. Its product is annotated as synaptic vesicle 2-related protein. Gene Ontology annotation, biological process: transmembrane transport. The record is from RefSeq and is a predicted model, not a curated record. NCBI's taxonomy places the organism in Eukaryota, Metazoa, Arthropoda, Insecta, Diptera, Culicidae. The coding region runs from base 315 to 1880 and encodes 521 amino acids. The transcript has 8 exons. Gene Ontology annotation, cellular component: membrane. Gene Ontology annotation, molecular function: transmembrane transporter activity.
UGUUCGAACGUCUCAGCUCGUCGUAACUAGCCAGUAGGUUCGUGUCUUGUCGCGCAGAGCAAUCCCAUUCGCGUUGUCGCGCGGGCCCUCGCGUGUCCCUUCCUCGUCCCCGGACGGACGGACUAACGGCUAUAAGCGCAAUUGGAGAAAUCUCUCGGUAGGCGGCAAGCGAUGUGGAUUUUGGCUUGCUUCGUUCGGCCAUUUCCGCUCCACCGCUGCUGUCAAGAUUUGACAAUUUGGAUCAGUCUCUAAGGACAAAUCAAAUCAAGCUAUUUCGGCGUAUUUUAAAAUUAUAAUCGAAUCAACCGAUCACAAUGAAGCCACGUCGCACGGGUCGUGGUUACGAGGAGAUGGAGGGAACGAACCUUCCGACAGCGGCCACGGGUUACGGAGGAACCCGAAAUGGCGGAGUAUCACCAACUGACACCGGAAAUGCAGUCAACAGCAACGGAGCUUCCGGAGGGGUUGGUGUUGGUUCAGAUGCCGUAGUCGCACCACCCGAGUUCGAGCUGGCCUCGGUCAGCGUCGUCCCGGAUGAUACCUUUACCGUUACCCAGGCCGUCAAUGCCCUUGGGUUUGGGUGGUUCCAGGUAAAACUUUCGCUAUGUGUGGGACUCUGCUGGAUGGCCGAUUCUAUGGAGAUGACCAUCCUGAGCGUUCUAGGGCCAGCGCUCCAGUGCGACUGGGGCAUCACCCGGUAUCAGCAGGCCCUGGUUACGACCGUGGUGUUCCUGGGUAUGAUGCUUAGUUCGACCUUCUGGGGACACCUCAGCGAUCGGUACGGUCGAAAACCGGCACUGACGUUGUGUGGAGUUCUAUUGUUCCUGUAUGGACUGCUAAGUUCUGUUGCUCCUAGUUUUGGAUGGCUUCUUCUGUUACGAGGCUUGGUAGGAUUUGCCAUAGGCUGCGUUCCACAAUCAGUCACCCUGUACGCUGAAUUCCUACCGACAAAACAACGGGCCAAAUGUGUGGUUCUAUUGGAUUGUUUCUGGGCUCUCGGAGCAUGUUUCGAGGUGGCUUUAGCUUUGGCCGUUGGUCCCAACCUGGGCUGGCGAUGGCUUCUGGGUCUGUCGGCGGCCCCACUAUUUGCCUUUGCCGUCAUUACUCCGUGGCUACCCGAAUCGGCACGAUUCCACGUGACCAGCGGUCAAAAUGAUAAGGCGUUGAGCACACUUGAACAGAUUGCCAAAGAUAACAAGAGGCCAAUGCUACUAGGUCGACUGGUGGUGGAAGGCCCAACCGGAUCCAGAGGAAGUUUCAAAGCUCUGCUAGGGAGUUCUCUGCGUCGAACCACGUUGCUUCUGUGGUUCAUCUGGAUGUCAUGCGCGUUCUGUUAUUACGGACUAGUUCUGAUGUCCACUGAGUUGUUCGGAGGAAGAAAUAAAACCAUAGGGCCAGAUAUGGACACCGAUUGUCACCCUCUGGCAACGACUGAUUAUAUGGAUCUACUAUGGACGACGCUAGCCGAAUUUCCUGGUAUUUUCGCAACCAUUUAUGUUAUCGAGAAGUUUGGCCGUAAGAAGACGAUGGCACUGCAGUUUUUGUUCUACGCCGGGUGCGUCCUGAUGAUCACGAUGACUGAAGUUCGUGUUGUUCUGACGAUAAUCCUGUUCAUGGCACGUGGCGUCAUUGCAGGCCUGUUCCAAGCAGCUUACGUUUACACUCCCGAAGUAUACCCAACGGCCCUGCGAUCGGUGGGAGUUGGGGGGUGCUCGGCACUAGCACGAUUAGGUGCCAUGGCUACACCCUACAUAGCGCAGGUCUUGUUUCAAACUUCCAUCUGGAGUGCCGUAUCGGUGUAUGGGUUCUUUGCCGUUUGUGCCAGCGUAGCCUGCAUUAUGCUUCCCUACGAGACGCGCGGAACCGAUAUGGCACACUAAUCGUAAACUGCUUCCGCGCUAAUCUGGCUUAAAGUUUCAAACAAAGACAUUACUUUAUAUACCUCUUCUUACGCGACAACAUUCACUCAUGCUGUUCUAUUAAUUUUACAACUUGUUAAGCACUUUGUAAGUCUUUAUUCUUAUUGACUACUCAUAGGAUCUAAAAUUAAACUUAUUGUUCAAAAUGAACAACCCGAUGAUUUGUUUUUGUGUGUACAUAAAUAUUUACAGAAACUAUUUAUAUUUAUACUCGAGCAACAGUUGCUUACACUAUUUAAAUUGUAGCCCCCAAAUAAAAAAGUAAUAGGUGUUUUA